AUGUCCCAGGUAGUCUGCCGAGAAUUCGUUAGCAAUGGCUUUUGCCGUUACGGUGACCGAUGCAAAUUCUAUCAUCCGCCAAAGAAUGGAGGUGGUGGUCGGUCGUUUUCGAGCGCAAACUCGACGCCUCUUGGUGGAGGAAAGCAGAGUUUGAAAUACUGCUUCAACGAAGAGACUCUGCGGACCGAGCUGAAGAAUGACGUCCCCAACUGGCCCAUUUCAGUCUUUGGAGCAGGCAAGCACGAGCCCAAUCUAUUCAGUGGAUGUGACACUUCGCCAGAAGAGUUGAGAUGGAAAAGCGUCCAAGCUAUCGCAGCGAAUAACCCUCAGAGCUACAUCAACGAGGAGAACGAACUCGUAGGGCAAGCCACUAAGACCAUCUCGACCGCUUUGCAGAACCUAUCAGCUGCCGUAAAGCUCGCUGAGAAACUACAUGAUGCCCGGUAUCCGCCAGGGACGAGCUUGGGCGAUCCGAGACCAGCAGGAUUCAAUGAAGAUGCCGUUUUGGCCGGUGGACCUAGCACUACCUCUACUGGAGGAUUUGGACAAAAAGCUGGAUUUGGACAAUCGUCGCCAGGUGGUAGUGCGUUUGGUCAAUCGUCGCCUGGUACUGGUGCCUUCGGGCAACAGGCCUCCUCUGGUAGUGCGUUUGGCCAGUCUGCCUUCGGAUCAGGGACAGGUGCUUUCGGCGCGCCAACGGGUCCCAAAGCCAUGGGUAGUGGCUCGGCUUUUGGCGGAUCCUCUAGUCCUAGCGCUUUUGGAACCUCGGCUUUCGGUCAGAAACCGACGGCGAGUGGUUCUGCAUUUGGAUCAUCAGCUUUCGGAGCAUCAACGUCCAAGUCUGCGUUCGGUGCGUCUAGUCAGCCAGCCUCUGGCUUUGGAACCUCUGCCCAGCCCACCUCGGCGUUUGGCGCAUCGUCGACGCCUCAAUCCGCCUUCGGGACCUCGACAUCUGCGUUUGGAAGCCCAGCGACACAGUCCGCCUUUGGUACUUCAGCCUUUGGUUCUUCAUCCACUCCUCAAUCAGCUUUUGGCUCGUCUUCCUCGGCACCUUCGGCAUUUGCCUCUUCAUCCACACCCACUGCAUCUGCUUUCGGUAGCACCCCUACUCCUCAUUCAGCAUUCGGUGCAUCUGCUUUUGGUGCCAAACCCUCAGGCUCAGCUUUCGGUGCGUCGGCAUUUGGAUCCUCCUCUACUGCACCCUCGGCAUUUGGAGCAUCCAGUGCACCGUCAGCCUUUGGUUCUGCGGCAUCCCCAUCUGCCUUUAGCUCGACCUCGUCGCCAUCGGCUCCAGCCACAACGUCCGCUUUUGGCACGACGUCAACCCCGUCCACUUUUGGCCAGUCAUCCACGCCAGCCUUUGGAUCGACAUCGACCACGACACCUGCGCCCGGGUCUGGAUUCGGCCAGUCGGCAUUUGGCCAGACUAGCAAACCCGCUGGUGGUUUUGGAGCCUUUUCAGGUUCUCAGACUGUCAGCACCAGUGGGGGAUUUGCUGGCUUCGGUCAAACGUCUUCCUCCAGCUCGGCUUUUGGAUCUCCGUCAGUAACUGGAGCAUCUGGCGCGCCACCAUCGAAUCCUUUUGGAGGACAGACCGCUACUUCGAACAGUGCGUUCAGCUCAUCGGCCUUUUCUCAACCGCCUACUUUCACUCCCUCCAUUCCGUCGAAUCCUUUUGGGGGCAACGGUGGCGCAGCUUCAUUCGGCGCCGAUGUCAAAGUUCCCGAAGGCUGGUCUUAUGACGACCCAUGGUCGUACCUCUUGCCCACGAUGGAUGGCGCUGGACCCGGUGGCAAGCUUGACGAGGUGGAUCUGGCGGCUUUCAAAGCAAUGUCAUUUACAUUCGACAGUGUACCUCUCCUUCCUCCCCCUGUAUCACUACGUGGAUGA
This is a messenger RNA of Kockovaella imperatae, 1890 nucleotides long. RefSeq lists its product as hypothetical. The transcript has 4 exons. Lineage: Eukaryota; Fungi; Basidiomycota; Tremellomycetes; Tremellales; Cuniculitremaceae. The record is from RefSeq and is a predicted model, not a curated record. The coding region runs from base 1 to 1890 and encodes 629 amino acids. Gene Ontology annotation, molecular function: metal ion binding.